UCGGCAUAACCGCGGCGCGCGCCAGCCGGUAAAGACGCAAUCGCGCUCUCGCGCCAUUUCUUCGAUAUUCGAAUUUAGAAUUUCGUUUGUUUUUUUUGCACAUUUUUAUUUAAUUUGUGGUAGUGAGAAAAUAAGAACAAUGAAGGUUUUAAGCGUUGUGAUUUCUUUUUUGUGUGUAUGUUCUGUUUUUGCCAGUGAGAGUUACAGAGCAGGUGUACUGCAGUUGCAAAACAAAGAAAUAAUCGAGUACACGCAUUUCAUACGUGAAGCGGCUAACACGGAUGUCGAUAUUCUGGUGUUGCCUUCGUUGGACUCCGUUGAAUCGUCUGAUAAAUAUGAUGAGCUUGUCGACAUAAUAUCGAAGACGGCUAGACAAGCGAGUGUGUAUGUCGCCAUACAUUUGUAUGAGAAGGCUCGUUGUCACUUGGGACACGAAAUGGUCAGGAGCAACCUGGUGUUCGAUAGGAAAGGAGACAUUAUUGCUGUUUACAGAAAACCUCAAAACAGUAAUGCCAACUGCACGACCUCGCCUUCAGAGCCAGCUACGUUUACCACUGACUUUGGAGUGACAUUCGGUGUGAUGAUGGAAGAAGACUUAGCUCUUUAUGAUGAAGAGCACUUGAAAGGAGUCAAGAACCUGGUGUUGACUGGAGACUGGCAGUCUGAGUUAUCGUUCUUGAGUGCUGCCCAAUUCGCGCCAUCUUGGUCUUACACUAACAACGUGAACCUAGUGUCUACUUCAGGCAUUUACUCUGGGAAGGCUGGCUUGAAAUCUGGGUCUGGUAGACUGGUAGUUGCUGAUCUACUGAAGAAUGGUGAAAAUGAAGUAUCAGCUGUCCCGUCAAUCAGUACUCCAGUGAACUUCCUGGCUGAGGAUCUGAACCUGUACGUGAUGAAGCAGCUGGACUUGCAGGCUAGUGCCAACGGGUACACGGAGACCAUCUGCCAUAGGAGCUUCUGCUGCGAGUUUUAUGUGAAGACCGCUAAAGAUGUCAAAACUGAAUCCGCCUAUAAUUUGGCAGCGUUUAAUGGUGUCCGUCCAUUUGGCGCUAACCACAACGUUGCUACUCAGAUUUGCGUUUUAUCAGGAUUUGAAUCCAACAUUAACUUCGAAAGAAUAUCCAUCGCUGCCAACUUUACGAAACAAAGCUCUCAAUAUCCAAUCGUCCAAUCAACAGUAGUGCUGCCAACUGAAGCAUUCAACUUCGAAGUUAAGAACAAUGGUGUUUCAGAACAGGUAACAUUGGAAUUAGAAAAUGCGAAAAACGUAAUAAACUUUGGUAUUAUCGGUAAAAACGCUAAUGUAGAUUUGGAAAAGGAGUAUGUAGUUGAGAAAAAUGCCACUGAUAAUGUUCAGAGUGAGUUCUUUGAAUAUAUUUUCAAUGAAGAUGUUCAAGAGUUUGUUGAUUAUGUUUGGAUCCGUUUACGAGUACUCAUCGUUGUUGUUUCUAUUUACAUUUUGGAAAUGAUGUAAUUUUGUGAAAAUCAAAGCAAUAUUUAAAGAGAUUUUCUUUUAAAUUUCUUUACCUAAGGUUAUUGAAUCGAUUUUGAGUUCUUAUCCGUGAACAUUAAGAUUGAUUUUGCAAUAGAAUUGAAUUUGCAAACACUAUUUCUGCAACACAAUGUGUUCAAUACCAUAUAGGGAACACGAUAGAAUUCAAAAUAGGUUGAUAUAACCGCAAAAAGGAUUGGUUUUUUAAUUAAUAAAUGUUGCGAUUGUGUUUAUCUUAGUACAAAAGGUAUUUGUAUCAUGAAAGAAAGUGGUUUGUGGUAUAUGUAUGAUGGAUAUUCUUAAUAAUGCGAGUUUGUGAUAAAAAUCUGUUCAUUAAUGGCUUAAUGAGUGAUAAGACUGUAAAAUAUAAGCGUUGAGGUCGAUAAGCACUUGGUAAUAACUUCUAGAAUAAUAUUGUACCUACUGAUAGAAUGUACGGAAACCAGUUUGCCUUGUAUGGUCGAUAGAUGGCGCUUUUCUCUAAUUAAUUACCAAAGAAAUUGGUAAAUGAAUGCUGCAUAAGUAAAGUCGAUUUAACUUAUAAAAAUAGAGUCUAUUUUUGAGAAAUUGUGUAUACAAUCUUUUGGCAGAUGUCUGAAAUGUACAAUUGAUAUUCUGUCCACGUAUUCAGUGAAAAAAAAAAAAUAUUUUAUGAAUUUAAUAUUUUGUCUCAAAUAACCAUGUCAUCCUUUUAUUGUGCAAUUUAUGAUGAUAUGAAUUUCUAUGUGUACGUGCCAUUGUACUUUAAAAUAAUGUUGUCGUCGACUGUAGUAAAAAUUGUACUGUUUCACCAUUCAUAUUUUAAAGAAUUGAUUGUAUAAAUAUUUUGUUACUAUUAAACUUGUUUUAAACUUUAAUGUUAAUGAAAGUUAAUACAAGUAUUAUGUUCGGUAUAAAUGGCUCCACAUAUCGUAUUUUUGUAUUAAAAUAAUAUGGUUUGAGACGCCAUUUAUUUACUAAUAGCUUGAUAUGACAUUUGGUAAAGGAGUUUUGAUUUUAAAAUUUUAUUCUUAUGACUCUGUAGUAAUUUUUUGUAAUGGUAAAACAUAAAUGGUAUUGUAAAAAACUAAGAUAUUUUGUCAAGGAUUAAGAAUUGAAGAAUUGUAAAAAAAUCGGAAACACAAAAAGAAAUUUAUAAUUAUUAUUUUUAUAAAGGUAAUGUAUAAGUGAUGGUUAUAUUUUUUAUAUGAGUUCGUAUUUCGUGAAAUAAUUAUUUUGGCAAAUGAUACAUGGUACAAUGUUUUCUAUGUUAUAUUAAUCUAUUUGUAAUACAGUCGACACAGACUGUUACUGUGAUAUUAGAUAUAUGCAUGAUUUAAAU
Molecule: messenger RNA, 2813 nt
Organism: Spodoptera litura
Lineage: Eukaryota; Metazoa; Arthropoda; Insecta; Lepidoptera; Noctuidae
Product: vanin-like protein 2
Source: RefSeq, a predicted model, not a curated record